Molecule: messenger RNA, 1752 nt
Organism: Triticum urartu
Lineage: Eukaryota; Viridiplantae; Streptophyta; Magnoliopsida; Poales; Poaceae
Source: RefSeq, a predicted model, not a curated record
ACAGUGCCGGCAGAAGCUGAGAAACAGAGCACCAUGAGGAGGGCCGUGCUGAUGUUGGUUCUGGUGUUGGUGCAAUGCCUCGCGCUGGGCUGCGGCACGGCAGCGGCGGCCAGGGCGCGGCAGGGCGACCUCCUGCGCCGGCUGCGCUGGUCGUCGUCGCUGGCGGCCGUGGAGGAGCCGACCAGGGCGACGGCCAGCAGAAGACCCAAGCCGGUGCCGGUGCCGGCGGCUGAGGUCGGGCGCAAGGAGGCCGACCGCGUGGAUGCGCUCCCCGGGCAGCCGCGCGGCGUGGACUUUGCGCAGUACGCCGGGUACGUGACGGUGGACCCGGCGGCCGGGCGCGCGCUGUUCUACUACCUCGCCGAGGCCGUCGGCGGCAACGGCAACGACGACGGGUCGUCGUCCAAGGGCAAGCCCCUCCUCCUGUGGCUCAACGGGGGCCCCGGGUGCUCGUCGCUGGGGUACGGCGCCAUGGAGGAGCUCGGCCCGUUCCGCGUCAUGAGCGACGGCAAGACCCUCUACCGCAACCCCUACUCCUGGAACCACGCGGCGAACGUGCUGUUCCUGGAGAGCCCGGCGGGGGUGGGGUACUCGUACUCGAACACGACGGCGGACUACGGCCGGGGCGGGGACAACCGGACGGCGGAGGACGCGUACCAGUUCCUGGCCAACUGGCUGGAGCGCUUCCCGGAGUACAAGGGCCGAGACUUCUACAUCGCCGGCGAGAGCUACGCCGGCCACUUCGCGCCGCAGCUCGCCCACGCCGUCCUCCGCCACGCCUCCCCGGCCAUCAACCUCAAAGGGGUCAUGAUUGGGAACGCGGUGAUCAACGAGGGGACGGACAAGAAGGGCACGUUCGACUUCUACUGGACGCACGCGCUCAUCUCCGACGAGACGGCCACCGGCGUCAACCAGAACUGCAACUUCACCAACGGCGCCCAGUCGAAUGAUCUCUGCGACCAAGCCAACGACGACGUCGUCGAGAACCUCCGGGACAUCGACAACUACAACAUCUACGCGCCGAACUGCCAGACGGAAGGGCUCGUCACGCCGCCUAUCACCCCCUCGAUUGAGAGCUUUGAUACGUGCACAAGUAAUUAUGUGGAGGCCUACCUCAACAAGCCAGAUGUUCAAAAGGCGCUCCACGCAAACGUCACCCGCCUCAACCACCCCUGGUUAGCCUGCAGCGAGGUCUUGACACGCUGGGUCGACAGCACCACAACUGUUUUGCCCAUUAUCAGGGAGCUGAUGAAAAACAACAUCAGAGUCUGGGUGUACAGGUACGCGUGCAUCAUACUAGAUCGUAGCACUCUACAGAUACUCAUGCAUGAAACUAAAAUCAACGAUCUUCGCAGCGGAGACACCGACGGGAACGUGCCGGUCACGGCCACCAGGUACUCCAUCAACCAGCUCCAGCUCCCCGUGGCUGCGAAAUGGAGGCGGUGGUUCAGCAGCACCAAGGUGCAACCUGAAAUCCCCCGCCUUAAUGGAACUGAAACCCUAACUGUUGAGCCCGACAAAAAAUCUGCAGAAUUUGUAAAUGACAUGUUCUUCGAUCUUGUGAACGAACUCAGGGUGCUGGAGAGGUGGGCGGAUACGUGGUGCAGUACAAGGGCGGCCUCAGCUUGGUGACGGUGAGAGGAGCUGGCCACGAGGUCCCCAGCUACCAGCCGCGGCGAGCGCUUCAGCUUGUCCAGGCCUUCCUCGCCGGCACAACGCUCCCUGACUGCAAAAAAUGCUAAGAGGGAGUCA